Messenger RNA from Carassius carassius (crucian carp), 1113 nucleotides. RefSeq names its product high mobility group nucleosome-binding domain-containing protein 3-like. Gene Ontology annotation, cellular component: chromatin; nucleus. Gene Ontology annotation, molecular function: nucleosomal DNA binding. The transcript has 6 exons. Gene Ontology annotation, biological process: chromatin organization. The record is from RefSeq and is a predicted model, not a curated record. The coding region runs from base 144 to 434 and encodes 96 amino acids. Lineage: Eukaryota; Metazoa; Chordata; Actinopteri; Cypriniformes; Cyprinidae.
UAGAGUCUGAGGUCUGCAUAAUAUUAACAUGUUAUUACCAGAGGUGUUUUAGAUAUUGAUCCUGGAUUCGGUGGUUGUUUUACUCACAGGUUUAUACCUGCUUUUCUAAUUCAAUAAGACAAGUAACAGGAAAUUUUGUAAAAAUGCCCAAGAGGAAGUCACCUGAAGGAGCGGAGGCCAAAGACGCCACCAAAAUUACAAAGAAGGAGCCCACUCGGAGGUCAGAGCGUCUUUCCUCAAAACCAGCUCCUCCUAAACCGGAACCAAAAGCCAAAAAAACAGCUGCCAAGAAGCCAUCCAAUGACAAAGCGAUAAAGGAGAAGAAGGGUGGAGCCAAAGGAAAGAAAGAGGAGAAAGAAUCUGCGCCUACUGCAAAUGGAGAGACCAAGCCAGAGGAGGAAACCGAGACGCCCAAGACUGAGGCGAAAGAGUGAUUGAAGUUGUUUUCUGGAAUAACAAAGAACAUUUUUUAUUCCUAUUGAGUAUUUUGUAAAAAUGCAAACUUUUUUAGACUUACUGUACUAGAUUUCCGUAGCUAAAAGUAAACUCACACUCCCCGCUGAAGCAUCGUACCUGUCUCCUUCUCUUUCAUCUGACAGAAAAAUAGAUUAAUUUCAAGGAGAAGCAACAGUUGAAUAUUUCACCAGCAGCUCGCCUGCCAAAUGCAACCACUUGGAACAAGUCACAUCCUACAUAUUAAAAGCAACCGGUUCAUCUUUUGCCAUCAGAGUGCAUAGCCUUAGCUCCAUAUAAGGUGGUCCAUAUAAGUCUUUGGUGCAUAUUUUCUUUGAGUCUUGUUAUUUAAUUGGUCAAAUAUCAUAAAGUAGAACAAGGAAUACAGAAAGAAGGGAGAAAAUGGGGAUGAGAGAUUUAAAUAGUAACCCUUUGCUUUUUUAUCUCCUUUGUAGCAUUUUGAGAUUCAAGCGUGUUCUUUUAAAAUUGCUAAAUUAAACAUGACCCUUAACAGUGGCAGAUAUCCAUAGCAAUAAACAAGUGGUGCUUUGUGCUAAAAGGUUAGGAAAACUCUACAAGAACUGAAUCACAGAAAGUCCACAGAACUGGUUUGAGAUACUCUGUAAUAUGUUUUCAAAUAAAAGAUGAAUAAACGGUUAA